AUGCGCUUCUUCGCCGUCGUUCUCGCCCUUGCUGCUGCCGCUAUCGCAGCCCCCGUGCCCGUCGCCGAACCUCAAGUACCCGAAGCGACCACGACCGCCACUGGAGGUGCAACUGCAAAUGGAUGCUCCAACCCUUGGACAUGCGGCAACAAACACUACAAUAUAAAUCAAAUCAUGCGUACCGUCGCUAUUCUUCUCACCCUCGCCGCCGCUGCGAUAGCUGCGCCCAUCCCACAAGAGACCACCAGUGAUGUGUCUGCCCCUGCAGCAACCACGACGGCUGCACCAGGUGGUACUGGAGCAAACGAUGUUUGCCGUAUCAUCCCGUGGCUCUGCGGUAGCUGGUAG
Messenger RNA from Serendipita indica DSM 11827, 348 nucleotides. The record is from the annotation of a GenBank genome assembly. Lineage: Eukaryota; Fungi; Basidiomycota; Agaricomycetes; Sebacinales; Serendipitaceae.